UAUCAACUCUCAGCUCAACCCGUAGUUUAUGCUUCUUAUUGAACUAAACGUUAACCCAAACAUGGCAACAUCAGAAAAGGGCCUUUCAGCUGCUUUGAAUGCCAAAACUGAAGGGUGUGGCAGUGAAACUAUAGUUUUGGCUCAUGGCUAUGGAACGGACCAGUCCAUAUGGGACAAAAUCCUUCCAUUACUUGCUCAAAAUUACCGUCUCGUAGUGUUUGAUUGGCCUUUUUCUGGAACCAUAAACAAUAAGAACCUUUAUGACCCAGUUAAGUAUUCUUCUUUGGAAGAUUUUGCUGAUGACUUGAUCACUCUGGUGAAUGAGAUGAACCUCAAAACUGUCACUUUUGUUGGCCAUUCCAUGUCUGGCAUGAUUGGUUGUAUUGCUUCUAUCAAAAGGCCUCAACUCUUUAAGAGGCUUGUUCUAGUUGCUGCUUCACCGAGGUUUCAAAAUUCAGAUGAUUAUGAAGGAGGAUUUAGCAGCUCAGAUAUCGAACAGUUACUCUCGAACAUAGAAACCAACUAUGAAAAUUUUGCUUCUGAUUUCGCCUCAUCAGUAGGAGAUUCAGUUAAUGAUCUCUCUGUUGACAAAUUUGAGAAGUCCUUGAUAAAAAUGGGACCUAGAGUUGCACUCUCGUUGGCGAAGACUAUUUUUCAUUGUGAUUGUAGAGAGAUACUUGGCAAGGUUGAGACUCCAUGCACUAUCAUACAAACCACUAUUGACAAGGCUGUUCCACGCAGCGUAGCACUUUACAUGGAGAAGAAAAUUAAAGGGGAAGUUACUUUGGAGAUCAUAGACACUAUUGGACAUUUCCCUCAAUUAACUGCACCCGUCAAGUUUGUGGAGGUGCUCAAGGGUGCUCUCACCUCAUAA
This is a messenger RNA of Abrus precatorius (Indian licorice), 874 nucleotides long. Its product is annotated as strigolactone esterase D14-like. The transcript has 2 exons. The coding region runs from base 29 to 874 and encodes 281 amino acids. The record is from RefSeq and is a predicted model, not a curated record. Lineage: Eukaryota; Viridiplantae; Streptophyta; Magnoliopsida; Fabales; Fabaceae.